Messenger RNA from Anneissia japonica, 1728 nucleotides. Its product is annotated as cytosolic Fe-S cluster assembly factor NUBP2 homolog. Gene Ontology annotation, molecular function: ATP binding; ATP-dependent FeS chaperone activity; 4 iron, 4 sulfur cluster binding. The transcript is spliced from 10 exons. Gene Ontology annotation, biological process: iron-sulfur cluster assembly. Bases 157 to 975 code for a protein of 272 amino acids. The record is from RefSeq and is a predicted model, not a curated record. Lineage: Eukaryota; Metazoa; Echinodermata; Crinoidea; Comatulida; Comatulidae. Gene Ontology annotation, cellular component: cytosol.
UGGCGCUGUCCAUAAUGAGAAAACAACAGUACCUGAGGGUGGUGGCAUGCGAGACAUGAGUGUCAAGAGCGUGACGGCUGAUAGGACUUAGCCUGACCCUCCUAGGCCUUGAUGUACGGCAUUUGGUCAUAAAAACCAGGAGUUUUCUAGCCAAAGAUGAUGAAUCAAACUACUCCAACUAGUGGACUCGAAAACAUUGAGCAUGUGAUCUUAGUGCUAUCUGGCAAAGGUGGUGUUGGUAAAAGUACAGUCACAACACAACUGGCACUGACUUUAUGUAAAGCUGGAAAAAAGGUUGGAAUAUUAGAUGUUGACCUAUGUGGGCCUAGCAUACCUAGGAUGCUGAAUGUCCAAGACAAAGAUGUACAUCAGUGUUCUGCAGGGUGGGUGCCUGUGUAUGCAGAUGCAGAGCAACAACUUAGUGUGAUGUCAAUUGGCUUCCUCCUAGGUGACAAAGAUGAGGCUGUUGUGUGGAGGGGACCGAAAAAGAAUGCAAUGAUUAAGCAAUUCCUAACAGAUGUGUACUGGGGCAAGCUGGAUUACCUCAUUAUAGAUACACCUCCAGGAACUUCUGACGAACAUAUCACAGUAAUUGAAAACUUACAGGAAUUAAAGCCAGAGGGUGCUGUCUUAGUAACAACUCCUCAGGGUGUAGCAAUUGGCGAUGUUAGGAGAGAAAUUACAUUUUGCCGGAAGACUAAAAUACCUAUACUUGGCAUUGUGGAAAACAUGAGUGGAUUUGUUUGUCCUCACUGUGCAGAAUGCAGUAAUGUGUUUUCCAAAGGAGGUGGAGAGGCAUUAGCAAAACAGUGCAGUGUUCCAUUCUUAGGUUGUAUUCCAUUAGAUCCCCAGCUAUCACAAAGUUUAGAAGAAGGAUCAAGUUUUGUGGACUUAUUUCCAGAAUCAAACACAUUGCAGGCAUUACGCAAUAUUGUUAGUAUGAUUAUAAAACAUAAAGAAUCUGUGAAUCUUUAAAAUAAUUUAUUAAUUUUUUUUUUUUUUUCAACUUCAAAUACUGCUACAACUAACAGUUUUUAUUGGUUUACAAACAUCUAAAUAAAGAAUAUACAAUACCAACAGGCUUUCAUGAUAGUGGUAUAGUCUUUUGGUAACAGACUAUGUUCAAUACAAUAACAAUAUUUGUUUCAACAUUUUAGCACUUUUUGUGUAUACUGUAAAAUGGAAUGUGGGUUAUUUCAGUUCAUUUUAUUUGACACGCAUGCUGAGUACAGUGUGUUGACAGAUAACCAAUGGUUGAUAGCACCUUGUCCGAUAAGAGUAAUUUUGGCCUAGGUAAAACGAAUUGCGAAUUCUGGCUGGGUCCUUAAAACCCCAUAUCGGCAGCCACGGCGUAGUGUCAGUGAAUACAGAUACAAUGCUCAUAUUGAGGGUUAUUCAAGGAGCCGAGCGAUCCAACACCAAUUUAAACCCGAUGCUGUUGGCCCGGUUUAAACUGGGGUCUUCAGCGUUCGGCUCAGUACAAUGAUUUACUGUGAUUACUCGUCCUCUGCAGACUCUAUAGGCCUUCUCACCCAUCGUCUGCUACAAAUGUAAAAUAGGAAUUGUACGCAUGUACAGUGUGUUGUGUCAUCGUAAUCUAUUCUAAACGUAAGCAAAAUUUAGAAUUUAGAAAAGCAGUUUUUUAAACUUCAAAUAUUUUUGAAAGAUAAUUGUCUUUUAUGCAUUGUUUCUAAUAAAUGUCCCCACCUUUCAUCAAAAUUGCUUGAU